Marasmius oreades (fairy-ring Marasmius) is the source of this 531-nucleotide messenger RNA. RefSeq lists its product as uncharacterized. NCBI's taxonomy places the organism in Eukaryota, Fungi, Basidiomycota, Agaricomycetes, Agaricales, Marasmiaceae. The coding region runs from base 1 to 531 and encodes 176 amino acids. The transcript has 2 exons. The record is from RefSeq and is a predicted model, not a curated record.
AUGCUAACCUCGGUCGACAAGUGCAAGCCCAGAGAGGGCAGUGAAUGUGAAAAGCCUCACUACCUGAUUCAGCCCUUGGAUCCAGUACACACAGCGCUUGGGCCGUUUCCGGAACUUUAUGCCAUCGAGGAGGAGUUGAAGCUAGUUUCUCGUAACUCCACUACUCAACCCGCUGUCCAACUCGGCGUUCGGGGCUCUCGGGCCAUGAGGACCGUUUCACCCAUCGUAAUAGACCUGACACUAGAUGACGACGAUGACUAUGUUAAGAAGCUUAGUCUAGUAAUUUGGCUAAAGAGUCAAAAAGAGGCUAUCGAAGUUGUCGUUAAUUGUAAGUCAGAGGGACUUCGAAUGGAGGACCAUAAAAUGGUCUUGGGUGAUAAGGGUGUGGAGAAAAUACCGCUAGAAUAUUAUUCCACAGUCGAGCAUCGAUGGACAGCGCUAAUUUGGUCAGACGUAGCUCCCGUGUUUGAUCAAGGGUUGGUGUUAAUCCGGCAACUGGGCCUGAAGUUGGCGCGUUUGGAAAUCCACUAG